AUGAAUCCCUUUCGAUGUUGCAUGCAGCUGUCCUACCAAGAAAAGCCAUUCCAUCCCAUGCGGAGAACCCCAGCAGCACACCGCAUCAUGUCCCAGCCCAUGCCAUCCCAAACAUACAGGACCAAGAAUAGCGUCAAGCACUGGAGGAACACCCAAGCUCCUGGAUUUCAGCGCCUCCAGCGGCCAGAGCAUACUCCCUUGAACCCUUCCCUUCUAUCGGACGGAAUCCUUCUCAAAGCACAACACGGUUCACGGACGGGUGCACGACCGUUGUGUUUCCGCACAUCUUGUUCGUCCGACUUGGUCAAGCUUCCCCGAACCUCCAGAGUCACUGCCAACGGAUAG
This is a messenger RNA of Cadophora gregata, 345 nucleotides long. RefSeq lists its product as uncharacterized. NCBI's taxonomy places the organism in Eukaryota, Fungi, Ascomycota, Leotiomycetes, Helotiales, Ploettnerulaceae. The record is from RefSeq and is a predicted model, not a curated record. The transcript has a single exon. Bases 1 to 345 code for a protein of 114 amino acids.